This is a messenger RNA of Gymnodraco acuticeps, 2974 nucleotides long. RefSeq names its product piggyBac transposable element-derived protein 4-like. The transcript has 2 exons. NCBI's taxonomy places the organism in Eukaryota, Metazoa, Chordata, Actinopteri, Perciformes, Bathydraconidae. Bases 1607 to 2284 code for a protein of 225 amino acids. The record is from RefSeq and is a predicted model, not a curated record.
UUAAUAAACGUGGGAGUAGUUUAAUAAUGCUGCAAAGAAAGAUGCUACUUACAUAGUGUCUAAAUAGUGUUAUUUUGGUGUACAUUCACGAUCAAUUACACUAAUAAACGGUCAACUGACAGCGCAAGUUUCUGUCAACAGUCAUGAGAGUUGGAUAUUUUACCGGCCGACAAAAUAAAUAAUGCGAUAUGCUUUCUCUAUCUGAGACCUGCAUAUGUCUUUUUAACCAGAUUUGGGAAUAGUUUAACUCUUUCAAGUAAACGGCUCUCUUUUGCUACCCAACCUCACUGCAUGUGUCCCGUUAUGUUGUAGCUAGCCCUUAGCUAACGUUAGCUGUUUUGGCUAAUGAACAAUCCUCAAGUUUACUCAUGUCAACGUUAAAAUAUGAGCUUCUAGUUUGCAGUGGUGUAAAGUAACUAAGUACAUUUACUCAAGUACUUUAAAUGCAAUUUUGAGAAACGUGUACUUCAGUGCUUCAAUGUUUUGCUACUUUGUACUUCUACCCCACUACAAUUCAGAGGUAAAUAGUGUACUAUUACUCCACUACGUUUAUUUAACCAUUAAGAGUCCCUGGGGCCAUUUUUCAGCCAUUCAGGUUUUCAUGUUCAUGCCAUUUUGGCUGUGUUGAAUGAAUAUUGCUCAAACUUGCCAGAGGAUAUUCUUUUUUAGUUGUAUAUUGAAUUGUCGUAUCAGUUUUUUAAAUUAGCCUAAAAUGGCUAAGCUACACAAAAACCGACACAUUAGUUCCUAGCGGCAAAAAAUGCCCCAUUGAAAACCAUUGAAAAUGCUUUUUUUGACCCCACAUUUAUCUUAUCAUAAACUCUUGAUUUCCUUUAUGUUAAGAUUUCAUUUUGAACUUCUAGCUUUCAAUUUUCAAUUUUUACAUUUGUCUACAAGAUGGCGAUAAUUUUAACCCUUUGAAGCCUGCAGCAAAAUGUCACACUUGUUACUGUUUUCUGCAAGGGUCACUUGCUACUGAAAUUAUGUGUGUGUCACUUUUGAUGUUGUAUAAUGGUGUGUGUGUGCGUGUGUGUGCGUGUCCAACUUCAAAAUACUUUUCUCUUAGAAGGCCACACUGCAUAAUAAUCUAAUUCAAUAAUAAAAACAAUGAGUUGCGAGAACCAAAACUUUGUUUUGGUUCUCGCAAAACAAAGUUUUGGUUCUCGCUCAGGUUGUUUAUACAGGUGCACUGCAGCCAUGGUUAUAAGUAUUACUAUCAGUGCAGGAGUAGUCUUUUUGGAGAUGGCAAGGCAUUACAGCACACAGGAAGCUCUGGACAUCAUCAUGCACUCUCAUUGCGAGGAUGGCUCCUCAUCCUCCUCCGUGGACUCUGAGGCUGACACAGAAGAGGCCUCAGAGUCCAUGGCGGACGCCUCAGAGGUGGGAACAGACCAGCUAGAGUCCAACUCAGACUCAUCUGAAACUGAGAGCGGAGGGGAGAUGGAGGAAGCAGCUGCGGGAUGGACUUCAAAAAAUGGUAAAGUGUUUUGGUCUCCCACAAACACUGAGACGCUCCGCUACGUCCCAGCAGCCAGAAGUUUGACCCCGGGACCAACACUAUGCUGUCCCCCGAAUCAGUGACCCGGCAUCCAGCUUUGCACUGCUGAUGACAGAUGACAUCCUGCAGCAUAUUGUGUCCAUGACAAACCUGCAUGGGAGACGGUCAAUUGCAGAGUGGCGAGAUAUGGACACAGAGGAACUGCAGGCUUACGUGGGGCUGCUCAUUUUGGCCGGUGUUUACAGGUCAAAAAAUGAAUCGACCCUCAGCCUCUGGAGUGAGAAAUCGGGACGGAGCAUUUUCCGAGCCACGAUGUCCCACAGGAGGUUUCACCAAAUCAGCCGAACACUGCGGUUCGACGACAAGCUAUCCCGAUUGCGGCGCCAUGAUGACAAGCUGGCUGCUUUCCGCAAAGUCUGGGAUAUGUGGACGCACCGCCUGCCGAUGCUGUUCAGCCCAUUCAGCGACGUCUGCGUGGAUGAACAGCUCAUCCCAUUCAGAGGCAGGUGCAGCUUCAAGCAGUAUAUGCCAAAAAAGCCGGCCAAAUACGGUAUAAAGAUUUGGGCAAACUGUGAUGUAAAAUCCUCAUACGCCUGGAGACUGCAGGUGUAUACAGGCAAAGCAGCUGGCAGUCCUUCUGAAAUCAACCAGGGGAUGAGGGUGGUCCUGGAGAUGACAGAGGGGCUCCAGGGACACAUCAUUACCUGUGACAAUUUGUUCACGUCCUUCACACUGGCUGAGGAGCUGCUCAGGAGAAAACUGGCCCUGGUUUGCACAAUUCGCUGAAACAAGCCUGAGCUUCCCCUAGGCGAUCCUCUCCUCCACCUUUGCCUUUACGAAGACCCACACACUGGUCUCUUACAUCCCUCGACGUGGCAGGAAUGUGCUGCUUCUAAGCACGAAACACCGCAGUCCAGACGUAAGCGACGAAAUGAAGAGAAAGCCAGUCAUAAUCAAAGACUACAACCGAUGCAAAGGAGGUGUCGACAACCUUGAUAAGGUUGUUGCCACCUACUCCUGCAGGAGGAGAACAAAUCGCUGGCCACUUGCCCUCUUCCACAACCUGGUUGACAUUUCCCAUUACAAUGCCUACGUCCUGUGGACAUCAAUCGAGCCAUCCUGGCAGCAGCAAAAACCAUACAGGAGGAGGCUCUUCAUUGAAGAGGUGGGAGAAAUGCUGGUGACCCCACACAUCAAGAAGAGAGGGCGCCUUCCCCGCUCAUCAGCCGCUGCAACAAUGGUGUCAGAUCUGCAGGGUGCUGCUGCAGGCCCCUCUCUCAUCAGUGAACGGAAGAGCGGGAGGCAGUGCCACUUUUGCAUGGACAGAAGAGUUUGCAGCACCUGCUGCAAAUGUGUGAAAUUCAUAUGCAAGGACCACAGUCUGUCCAUUUGCAGCCCCUGCUCCACCUGAGCUGGACUCUCACAGUGUUCAUUCAAUGUUCAUCUUUGUAAAAUAAAUGUUUUUCUGGUUCAAAA